UACACCAGUUUAAAAAAAAACACAUUUGGGUCACGUCAAAGGAACCAGCACUAAUAUUAGAGGCUGCUGCUUUCAGAAGAGCUGCCAAGCAGCGCCGCAUAAAGGCGUCUUAGCCAGGGGAUAGUCUGUCACAAGGACUGGAAAGCCUGGUUUUCCACGGGUGACAUUUAACGCCACACGCGUUGUCAGGACGGAGGGGCUUCACCGUGCGUAACGCAGAUACGGCGCUGGAUCCGCAGCCUUCAAACCAUGAGUACUUGCAAGUGUUUAAUUUGAAGGCGGCAUAUGCACUCUUCUGCAGAUAUGUCUUUCUUAACCAUACCAAGCCAAGAGGGCCUUUUCAAAACGAUUAAAACCAGCAAAGCGGCCGGAUUGGAGGAGGGUAGUUCACGAACGGACGCCGCUGAGGAAAACGACGAUGAGGAGGAUGAGGAUGAUGAUGACACCGAUGAUGUCCGGCUCAUCCCCAGGUGUUCCCCGGUGCCCAGAAAGCGGGGCGCGUCCAUCUUCGACGAGACAGCCGAGUACAUGCGGAUCCACCAGGCGCUCUCUGCAGGAAAGCGGGUGUCGUUCGCCGACACAACAGGUGGAGAUCUGGUGGACGUGCGCGAAUUCGCAGCCUUCGACUCGGACGAGGAAGACAGCGCAAAGUGGCAGGAGGAGGAGGCGAAAUACCGCAAAGCAGAGCGGGAGCCGACCUAUCGAGUGCACCCGGAGUUCCACGUUCCCAGCGACGGCGUCCUGCUGCAGGCUGUGCGCUCCAACAAAGUGGAAGUUGAACGGAUAUCCCCAUUGGAGGACGAGCCGCUUGCGUUCAGUGGAGUAAUUCGAGUCCUGAACAUCUCCUUCCAUAAAGCGGUGUACAUCAGAUCAACCAUGGACAGCUGGGGCACUUACUUUGAUCACCCUGCAGAGUAUGUGUUGGGAUCUAACGUCGACGACACAGAUCAGUUCUCCUUUAAGCUGUCUUUUGCACCACCGUACACAACGCACGGCUCACGCAUCGAGUUUGUCGUGCGCUAUGAAACCUCGGUUGGUGAUUACUGGGCCAAUAACUUUUCCAGGAAUUACGCUGUGACGCUGCUUUUGUCCUAUGAAGAUAAUUCAGCCCAGUCCAGCAUUGAUAUGACACAAAAAAGAAGCAUCCUGAAGAGUCCGAAAGUCUACAGUCUGACAUCAGAGGAAGAUCAGGAGAAAGGAGAAGAGGAACCAGAGAGUUUAAAAACAGAACUAGUCAGGCCAGCAGCUGAGUGUCCAGUCAUCAUUCAUCCUGAGAUCGAUGUGGAGAAACCCGUUCAUCAGUCCAGCGCCUCCGCCGCAUCUCAACAAAGGCCGCUAUCUCCCAGCACCCCGCCGUCCAAACCCGCUGCACCUUCAGCAACCUCCAAACCCGACCUUCAGUCCAAUUCUGCCGAUGCACUCGAACCAGAUAAGUCUGAGCCUUUGCAUUUACUCCACCAGAAGCACGAGAAAGAAACACCAGAGCAGCUUAUGCAAAGCCGUCCCGCUGCGUUGUCAUCUCCCAUACGUCCUUCAUUUCAAGAACCCGAACAGAUAUCAGACGAGUCUCAGGCUGAGAGAGAGGAAAUUCUUCUUUGCUUCUCUCCUCUGUCACCAGCAGCAGGAGACAAGAGCAUGGCUGCUGAGUGUGUCUCCUAUCUCAAUCAGCUGGACGAAGUCAAUGUAGAACGCAUCCAUCUGAGAGAAAGGUUUUUAGAAAUGUCCGCAGCCAGAAGACCUGCAGUUGAGACUCGUCCAUUUGUGGAAGCAGAGGAUGGAGGUCGACCAUCAGCGAAGGCCGCUGAGCCGAGCCAAGACGCCGCUCCUCCCUCUGCCUCAUUCGACGAUCCACUAGGCCUGAUGUCUGGAGAAGAAGACUACAGCAUCGAUCUGAUUCCGUGCCUCAUCUUCAUGGGUGUUUCCCUCUCUCUGAUGUGGUGGAAACUCUUUAGCAGAAGGUAGAGAAGCUGCUCAAUAAACCAAAGAAGGAGCCACCUUUGUCUUUAUAUCUUUAUUUGAAGCGUUCAAAGACUCUGGUCAGAGAAGCAGAACCCCGAUGUAAGUUUUCCACACAGUUAUUUACACACACACGCACAAGUAUGAGUAUGUUCCAAGCUAAAGAAAAUCAGAAGAGAAACAGGUCCGGAUAUGGAGAUACAACGAUACCAAACAUAUUUGAGCCUGGUUCUUACACUUUAUUUAGAAACGGACACAUUUAAAGUUUUCCACUACACUAGUAAUUCUGGUUCUUCUGGAUUUGCUCCUAAGGUUCAGUCUGAUCUGCUGUCAAGCGAAGUGCCUUUUAAUGAUUCCAAAAAGAAGCCAGUGAGUUCACUGACGCUCACGUCUAUCUGAUUUUUUUUCAGAAUUCAAACACACAGAGCCUCGUAAAAAUGUUUAUCCCCGUUAAGCUGUUUCACAUUUUGUUAUGUUGCAAAAGCACAAAAUCUAGUAGCUAUCUUAGUACACCGGAAAUGAGACAAAACUAACUUACAAUCAAGAUAUAAGAGCUUAUUUUAGGUAAAUAGUCCUGCAAAUUAUUUCAUUUAUGACCAGACAUUUUUCCAAAGUUAUAGAAGCUAAAACUUUUUCAUAAAUAUUAAGGAAUUAUUGACCCAAAUUUCUUGCUAAAAGGUUAAAAGUUAGCUUUUUCUUAUUUAUAGAGUGAUAUUUCAUGUUUUUGCAGUGUAUGCUACAACUACAGUGCAAACUUUCAACUAUUUCUUCGGGGUUUGAUGUGAUGGAUCAACCCACACACAUUACUGUAAAGUGGAUUCAUGCAGAGAUGCAGAGGAGCUAGUCAGAGCUAAAGAGGAGACAGAUGAAGCUAAAUACUGAGGAAAUCUGUAGGAACCUGUGAAAUACCUCAGAUCAGGACAGAGUUGAUUUCGACCCUGAACAAUGAGCCAGAGAUCAAAUGAUCAGAGCACAUUCAUGUGUCAGAUAAAUCCACUCACGGAUUUUUUGUAAGACUCAAAAACUGAGAUUUCCUUCUAAUCUGAGUAUCAUCUGUUUUGCUUCGAUUCAUUUUCAGAUUCUCAUUUGAAAAUAACAAAACAAUGCAUUAUUUUAUAACUUAUUUUAUUUUGAUCAAAAAUAAUUAAAAUAUGUUGAAGUUUGUCACUGUAAUUUAACAAAAAUAUUGAAAUCUAAUGGGGAAUGAAGACUUUUGCAGGCUUAUGCCAUGUAUGUAGCAGAAUAGCAGAAGGAAAGCACAAUUGUCUUCUGCAGACAAUCUAUGAAUUAUCUUUUCUUGUUGUGUGAAAAUAUGACCAGUAUGUUGUGUGAUAUUGUCCAGUUUGUGUGAAGAUGCACUUUUUGUUGCACUCUUCGUAUGUAGCACAGGUUCAGGUUAGAAAAACAUGAAUAUAGCCAGUAAAAUUAAAAGUGACGCCAGUGAGAAAGUGCCUUAAAGUCUCUUAGUGAUUCCCAUUUUAUCUAUAAAACAUCUGUAUUUUGUAGACAACAUUCACUGUUUAAAAAUAGUUAUUUCUUCACGUAAACUCAUCAUGCUUUUCAGAAUUACGUUGAAAAUGGACCUUAGACUAUAAUAACAUCCAGCUGAUGAAGCCACAGUUUUUGAUCUAUUUAUGGUUUCUUGCUGCUGAUUUUAUUAAGUGGAUCAUUUCCUGGCGUAUUCUGGCGUCCUGGUUCUCUGAGAAAAUGUUUAUUUUCUUAAUAGUUUCCCGUUUUAAAGCACAUAUUGACUAUUUAAGGGUGGCUAUUCUCAAGUUGAUCCAGUUAACUGAAUUUCUAAAAUUGUAUUUGUAAAAAUAAAAUACAAUAAAAGCCUCCCAUUUAGUUUCCAAAGAGAAAUAUAUUUUGUUCAGGCAAAAAGAAGGCAACUUCCACAAUCGUUAAAAUAAGCAAUUUUAUAUUUAAAAAAACAGGUAAACUUGAUUUAUCUGCUCUGGAAAUGGUUUUUGUCUCAGUUAUAGAUCCAGGCAAAGUAACUUGCAGGUUAGAAGUACAAUUAGUGCUCACAGUUUUUACUUUAAAUGAUCUGUUUAUUUAUGUUUUUUGUGAAUUAUGUUCCCAGCUACAGAAAAACUAAUUGGUGUUGCUGUUUCAUUCGCCAGUGUUACCCAUUUGAACUGGAAAGUAUGAAAAGAAACCCUAACAUCCCUUAAAAUUGUAAAAUCAAGUUCAAAUUUCCACUUGGAAAAUUCCAAACUGACGGCCAUGCAUUAAAAAAACAGCAACAGCUUCACUUAUGAACUGUUUAUCUGCAUUUAUGAGAGCUUGCAUUUCAUUAAACAUAAAGAGCUGCACUCCUUCCUUUCAUAAGUCCAAAUUUCUGCAAGGUUUAAGUGUACAAAAAACAAGAAAAAUGCAGGAUUGUUACUGUUUUAUGCUAACAAUAUUUAGUCCAGUCUGACCAAAACAGCUAAUCAAGCAAAUAUGGAAAUCCCACAUAAUUCACUUUUAUUUUUAGCAGAUACUCUGCAGCACAGGUCAUUUUUGCAUUAGCCGGAAACUAGUUAGGAAUCCAAAAUGGCUGCCAUAUGUUCAGAAACUGCUGCUGUAAUACAUAGUUUUGUAUCUCACACACACUGGUCUGUUGUUGAACGUCCAGUUUCAUGUUUUGAAUGUGAAAUACAUUUUCUUCCAUCGCUAAUUUUAUGUAGCUUCACUGGUUUUCCAACUGCAAUGAGGUCAAAUUGGGUGAGAGUUAGAUCAGAC
Poeciliopsis prolifica (blackstripe livebearer) is the source of this 4683-nucleotide messenger RNA. It is a transcript of the gene ppp1r3f, whose product is annotated as protein phosphatase 1 regulatory subunit 3A. The transcript has 4 exons. Gene Ontology annotation, biological process: regulation of glycogen biosynthetic process. Gene Ontology annotation, cellular component: protein phosphatase type 1 complex. The record is from RefSeq and is a predicted model, not a curated record. The coding region runs from base 286 to 1962 and encodes 558 amino acids. Lineage: Eukaryota; Metazoa; Chordata; Actinopteri; Cyprinodontiformes; Poeciliidae. Gene Ontology annotation, molecular function: protein phosphatase 1 binding; glycogen binding.